This is a messenger RNA of Mollisia scopiformis, 1347 nucleotides long. RefSeq names its product cytochrome P450. NCBI's taxonomy places the organism in Eukaryota, Fungi, Ascomycota, Leotiomycetes, Helotiales, Mollisiaceae. The record is from RefSeq and is a predicted model, not a curated record. The transcript has 5 exons. Bases 1 to 1347 code for a protein of 448 amino acids. Gene Ontology annotation, molecular function: heme binding; oxidoreductase activity, acting on paired donors, with incorporation or reduction of molecular oxygen; monooxygenase activity.
AUGUCUGUUAUCCUAUACGUGGCAGUGAUCGCGGUUGGCGCAUGGCUGCUCUACUUUAAACGGGCAUCAUCACCGCCGAAGCUGGAUCUGCCGUAUUUGGAGUUUGAGGGAGAUAAUUCGGCGUCUAGAUAUAAGACUGAGAGCGAGAGUAUAUUACGCAGAGGAUACGGAAAAAGAGGUACAUAUUACGGUAUUGAUCUUGGAACAUUUUACUUGAUUGAACCGCUGCAACGGGCAUGCGCUGCUGCUUAUGCCAAAGAAAUGCCUCCGUGCUCAGAAUGGACCUCGGUGCUACCAUAUCCGUUGCUUAUAAAGAUAUUUGCGAGUAUGUCGGCUUGUGCUAUUGUUGGGCCUAAACUGGAUGGCCUCGACUCGGAAUGGCAAAGGCUUUCGAUGGAUUACGUCUCGGCUGCUUUGAGCGCGCCGUCUAAAGUGAGGGCAAAGUACCCUCGUUGGCUGUAUUGGCUGUCACAGUAUAUCAAUGACGGCGUCAAGACGAUGUGGAAGCACCGCUCUCGUGCGCGUGAACUUCUAACACCGGUCCUACAGAGUCGUAUUGAUGCCACAGCGGAGUUGAAAGCUAAAGGAGUUAAGAAGCACAAAGGAGCACGCAAAUAUGAGGAUGGUGUGCAAUGGCUUCUGGACGCACAUACUGCACAGGGAAAAGUCUUAACGCCAGAUCAAUUGGCCCAAGACCUUUUGGUUAUUAUGACGGCAUCUAUUCACAGUACUUCUGGCGCGUGUCUUGCAAAUAUAUUUGAUAUGUUGGAGCAUCCAGAGGCUUUAUCUGAUGUUACCCAGGAGAUACUACUAGUUCAAAGUAAGUUACCAGGCGGUGUAUGGACUCGGAAGGCUUUGGGAGACCUCAGACUACUGGAUAGUUUUAUGCGGGAAAGCGCGCGGGUGCAUGCUCUGACUCAAUAUACCUCCGCUCAACGAAUCCCUACCAGCACCUGGAAGUUCAAAGAUGGCUUGGAAAUACCCAGUGGUUUUACCAUGGCAUUUCCCAGCUACCAUCACGGCUUCGACCCCGCCAUACAUCCUCACCCAGAUACAUUCGAUGCGUACCGGCACUUGCGCAAGCGUCAAGAAUCCGACACGCAUAAAUUCCAUUUCGCAUCAGUAUCAGAGGAUAUGUUGAAUUGGGGAACGGGACGCCACGCAUGUCCUGGUCGCUUCUUCGCUCAGGAGACGUUGAAGCUUUUGAUUAUCCAUUUGCUUACGCACUAUGAGUUCAGGUAUGCGGAAGGGACAGAGGAGAUGCCUAGGUUCUUGCCAAGUAAUUUGUUUAUUGUGCCUAAUCCGGCAUUGCCUCUUUUGUUCAAGGAGUGUAAAGUGUCUCUGUAG